Molecule: messenger RNA, 1571 nt
Organism: Penaeus vannamei (Pacific white shrimp)
Lineage: Eukaryota; Metazoa; Arthropoda; Malacostraca; Decapoda; Penaeidae
Source: RefSeq, a predicted model, not a curated record
AGAUAACCAUGAUAUGAUAAGCCGCGAGGAUUUGGAUGCAAGACAAAGAUAAGAAGCAAAUGCCGACACACGCGGAUCAAGCAUUCAGUCGACAUGCGGAAGUUCGUGGCGGUUGCGCUGCUUUUCGCCCAAGCAUGCAUUGCUUGGGAGAACUUCGUGUACCCGCUCGGCCAUGCGGGUACCUGCCUGGAAGCCGGAACAACGUGUCUCGCUUGCAAUGCGCUUGUUAACUGCAUUGCCACUGAGCAGGGUCUGGAAUCCCUCGUCAUCCCCUGCCCCCCCGAUUCUAAGUGCCAUGUGGAAGGGGGGGUCGCCUCCUGUUUCCAAGAGUCCGAAGUACCAGAAUGUACAUGUUCCAGUCUGGGCGUGUUUCCCGACCCCUACAGCGCCCGCCACUAUUUCAUCUGCUAUCCUGAAGACGACGACGCCAUGACAGCCGUAGAAGCCAAGUGUCCAGAGGGGACUGUGUUCAGUGCGGGAAAGCAGGACUGCGUAGAGGAGAUCGCAGCGGCGCCAUGCAGGCACCCGGGAGUCUUCCCAACGUCAACCUGUUCCCGAGACUUCUACUACUGUGUCUACCCAGAAGGAAGCGACGGGCUCGUCCAGGUGCGGUUCAUGUGUUCGCAGCACGAGGUGUUCCAUCCGCGCCUCCACGAGUGUACGAGCCCGGAGUCGGUCGCAGAAUGCUCACAGACAUCCACCUCCCGACCCGAGUGGACCACCGACCCCUGGUGGAGGACUACCACUUCCCGACCUGAGUGGACCACAGACCCCUGGUGGAGGACUACCACUUCCCGACCUGAGUGGACCACCGACCCCUGGUGGAGGACUACCACUUCCCGACCUGAGUGGACCACCGACCCCUGGUGGAGGACUACCACUUCCCGACCUGAGGUGACCACAGACCCCUGGUGGAGGACUUCCACUUCCCGACCUGAGUGGACCACCGACCCCUGGUGGAGGACUACCACUUCCCGACCCGAGUGGACCACAGACCCCUGGUGGAGGACUACCACUUCCCGACCUGAGGUGACCACAGAGCCCUGGUGGAGGACUACCACUUCCCGACCUGAGGUGACCACAGAGCCCUGGUGGAGGACUUCCACUUCCCAACCCGAGUGGACCACAGAUCCCUGGUGGAGGACUACCACUUCCCGACCCGAGUGGACCACCGACCCCUGGUGGACUACCACUUCCCGACCUGAGUGGACCACCGACCACUGGUGGAGGACUACCACUGCCCGACCUGAGUGGACCACCGACACUUGGUGGAGGACUACCACUUCCCGACCUAAGUGGACCACCGACCCCUGGUGGAGGACUACCACUUCCCGACCUGAGUGGACCACCGACCCCUGGUGGAGGACUACCACUUCCCGACCUGAGUGGACCACCGACCCCUGGUGGAGGACUACCACUUCCCGACCUUAGUGGACCACAGACCCCUGGUGAAGGACUACCACUUCCAGAUCUCCUUAGCUAUUUCGUUUCUACAUUGACUAUAGUUUUUUAUGGUUUAGUUACAUUUUGUUUUGCCGUCAAGAGGUGUUUUAAGAGAUUUUUCAACCAAU